CCACAGAUUAAUCCAGAAACUUACUUUUCUCCAGGAGUCUUGCACGCAUUCCAGAGUCAAGUUUAGAGUUAGGUUUACCUGGUUGCCCUCAUUCCCAACGAGUCUUUUAUAAACCCCACCUGAAUUCUUCUCCCUUUAUCCUUACUCCACUUUCUGCCACACAUAACACUUCUGACCUCAUAAUCCCUCAACUGCAGCCUUGGGCCCCACCUACCCCUGGGGAGGCUAGUUACCUGCAACUGCUGUUAGCUUUCUCCUAUCUGCUCAGUAUGGGUCCCCUUGGCCUAUGGAGUCCAUCUGCUCCUCCGGGCCCUCAGCCCAAUGGGCUUACUUGGCCCCCCCAAGACCUCUAGAACACCUUCCUUCUACAUGACACAUCAAGGGGCUCUCUGAAGAGACGAUCUUUAGAGCAUGUUUAUCUACAUCAAAUAUGGAGAUAAUCAGCAGUUUCUGGUCAAUACCAAUUGUUCUAUCGCUGUGUUGCUGCAUUACAUCCGCAAGAAAGUGGGGUUGACUAAAAAAGAUACCAUUGACUUAUGUGAUGAAACGGGUACAAUGAAGAUGUUUUUCCUGUCGAAGACCCCUACAGAAUCUGCCAGCAAAUUCCUUACGGUUCGAAACACCUACUACAUUUGUAAGGUGGAGCGUGGGCCACCAGGAACCCGACUUGAGAAUGCCUACAAAGCUUUUGUGCCUCUUCUGAAGCAUCCAGAACCCGAGCUGAUUGAUGCCUUGCGCACACAAUGUGACAUCUUGGAGAAGAACCGAAUAAAGAUGAUUAGAAAAGAAGCCAAGAAGGUCAUUCCAGCUGAAACCACCACAAAUGUCCCAGUAAGACUCCCUAAAUGUGGUCUGCCACAGCACCCUCUUCUUCCCACCAGCCAACUGAAGACCAAACCAGGAAAAUCAGAUGAAGAUGGACCCCCUCGCAGAAGCCCCCUCUAUAAGACCAGAGCAGACUUUCUCAAGAGGACUAGACAUCUGUAACUCAAUUAAAAGGAAUCAAGUGAGAGCAGUAACACUGGAUUGGAAUCAGUGGAAUUGAAUGUGAGGUUAC
This is a messenger RNA of Tupaia belangeri chinensis (Chinese tree shrew), 1057 nucleotides long. It is a transcript of the gene CUNHXorf65, whose product is annotated as chromosome unknown CXorf65 homolog. NCBI's taxonomy places the organism in Eukaryota, Metazoa, Chordata, Mammalia, Scandentia, Tupaiidae. The record is from RefSeq and is a predicted model, not a curated record.